This is a messenger RNA of Suillus subalutaceus, 831 nucleotides long. RefSeq lists its product as uncharacterized. Bases 1 to 831 code for a protein of 276 amino acids. NCBI's taxonomy places the organism in Eukaryota, Fungi, Basidiomycota, Agaricomycetes, Boletales, Suillaceae. The record is from RefSeq and is a predicted model, not a curated record. The transcript has a single exon.
AUGCGCACCGUAGCCGGCGCUGGCAAACGUUCGGACGAUGGCCAUUACCACCCUGAUUCGAGGUUUGAUGACGGUAGCUACCAUCCUAAUCCCAAGUUCGACGACGGCAAGUAUCACGUUGGUACCACCGGAGGCAAACGCUCGGACGACGGUCAAUACCACCCCAAUCCCAAGUUCGACGACGGCAAGUAUCACGUUGGUACCACCGGAGGCAAACGUUCAGAUGAUGGCCAUUACCACCCUGAUUCGAGGUUUGACGACGGUAGCUACCAUCCUAAUCCCAAGUUCGACAACGGCAAGUAUCACGUCAGUACCACCGGAGGCAAACGCUCGGACGACGGCCAAUACCACCGCGACUCGGAGUUUGACGAUGGGAGCUACCACCCUAAUCCCAAGUUCAACGACGGCAAGUAUCACGUCGGUACCACCGGAGGCAAACGCUCGGACGACGGCAUGUACCACCCCGAUUCGAAGAUGAAUGACGGUCAGUACCAUCCCGAUCCCAAGUUCGACGACGGCAAGUAUCACGUUGGUACCACCGGAGGCAAACGUUCAGACGAUGGCCAUUACCACCCUGAUUCGAGGUUUGAUGACGGUAGCUACCAUCCUAAUCCCAAGUUCGACAACGGCAAGUAUCACGUCAGUACCACCGGAGGCAAACGUUCGGACGACGGCAUGUACCACCCCGAUUCGAAGAUGAACGACGGUCAGUACCAUCCCGAUCCCAAGUUCGACGACGGCAAGUAUCACCCGGGGAAGCAUAAUGGGAGGAGGGGCUUCACGCAUCAGGACAAAGUGCGCGCGAUUAGGAGAAGAACCGUACAAUACUAG